GUCUUUCGCUUGUGUCAAUUGUGCUUUGAAUCGUGAAGAGACAAUCAGUAUGGGUGCAUUUUCCCACUUGACUGCAGCAGCAGUGCUUGGACUAUCAGUAGUCGUAACUGCCCAAAAUUCGAGCUCGUCUGCUGCUCUACCUAUUGUCGACCUUGGAUAUGCUCGUCAGCAGGCUUCAUCAUUCAAUGUAACUGGAGGCUACUACAACUUUUCCAACAUCCGUUAUGCUGCCCCUCCAAUUGGCGACCUCCGUUUUGCAGCGCCUCAAGCUCCUUCUGUAAACCGAUCCCAAGUCCAAACUGGUAGCGUCAGCCGUAUCUGUCCUCAAGCAAACCCAGCCUGGAAUGCCAUUGCUGCACAGUUCAUCCCAGCAUACCUGCUAGGACAGACAAACUUUACUAUGUCUGACUUCAACCUGACCACCUCCAGCAACACAACUGCAGCCCCAGCGAGAGACCCCAGAGAAAGCGAGGAUUGUCUUUUCCUCGAUGUCAUGGUCCCGGAAGGCAUUUUCAACUCAAACGAGCAGCACCCCGUUUUGGUCUGGAUCUACGGAGGUGGAUACACUGCCGGGUCCAAGGCUGGAUCUGGUAACCCCGCAGGAUUGCUCGAGCGUUCUCAAACAGACAACUCUAGCGGCGUCAUCUAUGUGUCCAUGAACUACCGUCUCGGCGCUAUGGGUUGGCUCUCGGGUCCCACUUUCCAGGAGAACGCUACAGCAAACGCUGGUCUGCACGAUCAGAGAUUUGCUCUGGACUGGGUGCAGGAGAACAUCCAUCUAUUCGGAGGUGACCCGAAAAAUGUAACCGUGUUUGGUGAAAGUGCGGGAGGAGGUUCAAUCAUGCAUCAGAUCACUGCUUACGGUGGAAACAAAGGUCCGGUUCCUUUUGCAGGCGCAGUAACUCAAUCACCUGGCUUCUUCCCUGUUGUCUCUCCAGCAACACAGGAGGGUGUGUAUAACGACUUCCUCGCCUUGCUAAACGUAUCCACCUUGGCUGAAGCACGCCGAUUGCCUUCGUCUGCCAUUAUUGCUGCAAACGCAAAACAAGUCGUUGCAGCAACCUAUGGCCAAUUCGUCUACGGACCCGCUGUAGAUGGCGAUUUCGUACCUGCACUGCCCGGCCAAUUACUCGCUCGUGGCCAAUUCGACAAGAACGUCUCCAUCAUGACCGGUCACAACGCAGCCGAAGGUCUGCUAUUCACCUCUCCCUUCAUCAACAGCGAUGCAGCACUUAGAGACUUUCUGACCAUGAGCUUCCCGGCCCUCAGCUACAUGCCAUCAACACUCAACUACAUCACCGAAACUCUCUACCCCCCAAUUUUCGACGGCAGCCAAGCUCAAAACUACACAAACCAGAUUGGUCGUUCGGAGGCGAUCUUGUCCGAGGUCAGCUUCACUUGCAAUGCAGUCUGGCUGAACAAGGCCUACAACAAUGAAACUCACGCCUAUCUGUUCAACGUGCCUCCUUCAAUCCACGGUCAGGAUAUUGCAUACACGUACUACAACGGUAACGGCUCAGCAAGCUCUACCGUAACCAAUGUCCCCGUCGCCAUCGCCAUGCAAGAGUACAUCACCGAGUUUGCAAAGACCGGUAACCCUAAUUUGAGAGGUGCUCCUUUCUUCCCCAUGUAUGGAAGCAAUGCCACCGUGCUGGCUUUGGGGCCCAGAAAUAUUGGACCGAUGAGAGAUCCUGCUGCCAGUGCUAGAUGCGCUUGGUGGCAGAAGGGUCUUUUCUAUUAGUAGGGCAUUGUUGGAUAUAGUUGGGUCUUGUGGCGGAUCAGGAAUCUUUGCAUACUGAAUAUGAGCU
Aureobasidium pullulans EXF-150 is the source of this 1808-nucleotide messenger RNA. Its product is annotated as carboxylesterase family protein-like protein. The coding region runs from base 50 to 1741 and encodes 563 amino acids. NCBI's taxonomy places the organism in Eukaryota, Fungi, Ascomycota, Dothideomycetes, Dothideales, Saccotheciaceae. The record is from RefSeq and is a predicted model, not a curated record. The transcript has 4 exons.